Molecule: messenger RNA, 2551 nt
Organism: Anopheles funestus (African malaria mosquito)
Lineage: Eukaryota; Metazoa; Arthropoda; Insecta; Diptera; Culicidae
Product: apyrase-like
Exons: 2
Coding region: 784-2508 (574 amino acids)
Biological process (GO): AMP catabolic process
Cellular component (GO): plasma membrane
Molecular function (GO): 5'-nucleotidase activity
Source: RefSeq, a predicted model, not a curated record
CCGCUGACGACUUCUCUCACGAGCCAAUUAUUGGGUGGACGGGUAAGGGAACAAAAAGGUGUGAUAGCAGCGUGACUGACGUUAAUCGUUUCCCGUAUCAGACGUUUUGGCUGCAUGUGGUCACUGAUAAGGUGCCCAAAGUUUCUGAUGCAGAUUGAUGCAAUACAGCCGUACCUCUAAGGGUGGUGAUCGAGAUGGAUGAUGAAUGAAAAAAAAAAGAAUUAAUAAAGGAUCGAUCAAAAAUAAUGCCUCAUCUUCAAAAGCAUAUCAAACACUUCUUUUCCUUUUCUGCAUAAUUGAAGGGGUAAUAAAUUAGCAAAGCAAGAGUUUAUCAGGAACUUUGUUUAAUCGAUUACUACUAAUUACACAAUCCUACCAUCUUUAAAUAGUGUCUGCACGUUGAACUUGAAGUUAUCAUUUCGAGUUCACACUCGUCUCACACAGCUGUAGAGUAAAUUGGCCAGUUGCUGGAGCGGAAUUAUCGUGCAGCACAAGGCAUUACUUUCCUGAAGGCUAAUAAAGCAAUACACAUGUAUCCAUCUGUGCAGUUGUGAGUGAAUCAUUUGUUAAUCAUCUUUUCCGCCUGGUCGCACAAACCAACCGCUUCGCAUUUGCAAGAAGUUAAGUGGCCUCAGUAACACGCGACUUGGCGAACUCAUAACAACGAACAUCUCGCCAACGGGAGACCCGUGUGAUCGUGGCUAUUAAUGUCUUAUCACUAACACUAUCCGUAUCACGCUAGGCCAGUUGUUUGUGUGGAGCCAGUGCGUCUGUCAGUUGUAGAUGAGAAAACCAUCCGCGAUGAUCCCAUUCGGUUGGUUGGUGAAUUUCUGUGUGCUGUUCGUGGUCACCAGUUGUACGGUGUUGCCUCAGACCUUGGGUUCAGCUGCCGGUUCGUCUGGUGUGGUUAUAACAAGGCAGGCAUUGCACAGUGAUCUAUUUCCUCUUACGAUUAUUCAUCUGAACGAUUUCCAUGCCCGGUUUGAGGAGACGAACACGGUAUCAACACGUUGCAAAGUGGAUGAAGGUGAACGAUGUAUUGGUGGUUACGCGCGAGUUGUCACCCGCGUUAAGUCCCUGCAGCGGGAGUAUGCUGAUCGGAACCCUAUCUAUUUGAAUGCGGGUGACAGCUUCCAGGGAACACUUUGGUAUUCACUGUUGCGCUGGAAUGUGACCGCACACUUUCUUAACCUACUUCCGGCUGAUGUGAUGACACUUGGAAAUCAUGAGUUUGAACAUGGAAUAGCUGGUUUGGUACCGUUCCUGGAUGUGAUCGAAAGUCCCGUGGUAGUGGCAAACAUUGACGAUCGGGAAGAGCCUACCAUGCAAGGGAAGUACACGAAAAGUGUAGUGCUCGAUCGUGGUGGACGUAAAAUCGGUGUAAUUGGUGUAAUUCAUCACCUUACCAACACGAUGGGUAUGACGGAGCGUGUGCGUUUUCUGGACGAAGUGGAUCAGUUACGGUUGGAGAUCGAUCGUUUGAAGGAUGCAGGUAUCCAGCACAUCGUAGUACUAUCCCAUUGCGGUCUCGAGAUUGAUCGUACUAUUGCUCGCGAGCUGCCAGAUGUAGAUGUGAUCGUUGGAGGUCAUUCACAUACGUUCCUGUACAACGGUACUACGGACCCGUUUCCUGACGAAGCUGAAGAUACGUAUCCGGUUGUGGUAGAACAUCCUGGAGGUCAAACGACACUGAUUGUACAGGCCGCAUCGUAUGCAAAGUAUGUGGGAAGGAUUACGCUAUAUUUCGACGGGGAAGGUAACGUGCGAGAAUGGGAAGGAAAUCCAGAGUUUUUGGAUGACACCGUACCGCAAGAUCCGGAAAUACUGAGACAGUUGGUUCCCUGGAGAGAGCUAGUCAGUGUACAGGCCAAUCGUCAAAUCGGUUACUCAGCUGUUCUGCUCGCCAAACCCGACUGUGCCCGGGGUGAGUGUAAUUUUGGCAACUUUAUCACGGAUGGAUACAUCGACUAUUUUGCGACGGAAGGACAGAAAUCUCCAAAUUCGGAUCAGUGGACUGAAGUAGCGAUCGCGUUCAACACGGGAGGUGGUAUGCGGACGUCACUAUUUGCUGGAAAUCUAACGUUUGAUGAUCUUGUAACGGCCGUACCAUUUGAAGAUACAGUUGACAGCUUUGAUCUUCAGGGACGGGUUUUGCUGGAAGCAUUGGAGCACAGUGCUAGCCGAUACGGCACGUCCGACAUGAUGCAGAUGUCAGGCAUGAAGGUGACGUACGAUCUGCGUCGUCCUGUUGGGAACCGGGUCGUCUCGGUCAGCUUAAGAUGCCGCUUUUGUCAGGUCCCCCAGUAUGAACCGCUCGAUCCGGAGCGGGUCUAUCGGGUAGCUACCGGGGCAUACAUACGAAAAGGCGGCAGCGGAUAUACAAUGAUUCCCCAGUGGGCCACAAAUUUGUUAAUAGGGCCAGUCGAUAUUGCCGUGCUGGAGCGUUACGUACAAAAAAUGACGCCCAUCAUCAGCGGUACCGAUGGACGUAUUACUGUUAUCGAGUGAAUAAAGAGUAGAAAAUCGAUUUUCUAUCUAAAACGGUAUUGUA